UUGUGUGAAACGAAUUAGCGGUGCAAUUAAAAACGUAUCAAAAACUCAUUAUUUCUACUCCUUUGACAAAAUCACAAUGGUUUUGAUAAAGCUAUACAUUUUUAAUGCAGUCAUAAAAUAUUUCUUCACCAAAAUGAUACGUACGAAUUUACCCCUGGUUCUUACGGUCUUAUAUACAUCCAUUGGUUUUUAUGUCUGGGCAAGGGUUUGUAUCUUUAACAACAUAUCUUAACGCAGAAAUUAUUUAUUUUGGCUUAAAAAGAUGGCCUAUAUGACACAAAUUGAGUGUCCCAUUCAUUCACCAGAGUUUGUGCAAAACUUUAGCUGCCGUUUGAAUAAAAAAUCACCGAAUUCUGGAUCCAAAUCAUUUUCCGCUGAAUUUUCGUUAAGAAAAGAAGUUAGUGACGUCAGAGGCGUUUACGUAUUUUCCUUUAAGCAAGGCAAAUCCAUAAUUAACUACACUGCAAUGGAACUUGACUAUUGUCAGGCACUGGCAGCUCUACAAUCACAAAUAUUAUUUAAGAUUAUUGCCGAUGAGCUGCGACGAGUUUCGAACUUUCCACUGCACUGCCCUUUUCAAAUGAACAAAAGGUAUUUCGUUGAUGAAUUUACCAUCAACUCAAAGUUAAUACCCAGCUAUACGCCAGAAAUGAUAUUUACAUCGGACUGCAACAUAUUCAUUAAGAAACUUAGAGUCAUGCAAUUAACCAUUCAUGGUCGUGUAGUUCGCCGCUGAUCGGUCGGUAAAAAGUAUAUAAAAUAAAGUUGACUACGUCGAUUAAUAGAAUGGCUACCAUACG
Messenger RNA from Drosophila mauritiana, 800 nucleotides. RefSeq lists its product as uncharacterized. Bases 263 to 736 code for a protein of 157 amino acids. The transcript has 2 exons. NCBI's taxonomy places the organism in Eukaryota, Metazoa, Arthropoda, Insecta, Diptera, Drosophilidae. The record is from RefSeq and is a predicted model, not a curated record.